Molecule: messenger RNA, 131 nt
Organism: Dentiscutata erythropus
Lineage: Eukaryota; Fungi; Glomeromycota; Glomeromycetes; Diversisporales; Gigasporaceae
Source: the annotation of a GenBank genome assembly
ACAAAAUGAUGACAGUAACAACACUAAUAAUUCAAGUGAUACGAGUGAAAAAGCUGACAAUUAUGAUAAAGCGAUUGAAGACAAUGAUGAAAUCAAUGAUGAACUCAACAAAGAAAAUAAGAAUUAUGAUG